AUGGAGUGCAACAAAGAGGAGGCAGUCAGGGCAAUGCAACUUUCUGAGAUAAAGAUACAAAGCAAUGAUUUUACAGGAGCAAGGAAGAUGGCACAAAAGGCACAACGACUCUUCCCUGAGCUUGAGAACGUUGAGAAGUUACUCACAGUCUGUGAAGUUCACUGUUCAUCAGAAAACAAAAUAGGUGGAUCUGAAAUGGACUGGUAUGGAAUUCUUCAGAUUCAAAAAUUUGAUAAUGAUGCAACCAUCAAAAAACAGUACAGGAAGCUUGCGCUGUUACUUCAUCCUGAUAAAAAUAAGUUUUCUGGUGCGGAGGCUGCUUUUAAGCUGAUCGGGGAAGCAAACAGGGUGCUGGCAGACCAAGCGAAACGCUCUGUGUAUGACAUGAAGUGUAGAGCUCUAGCAAAAACUGGUGCACCAAAACCAUCAACUCAUCUGUCAAACGGAAACUUAUUUGUCAGGAAACAUAACAAUACUGCAAGCAAUAUUCAGAAUAUUCCUCAGUCACAGUACACUAGCAUGAAUCAACAUCAACAGGCGCAACCAGAAACAUUCUGGACAUGUUGUCCUUUUUGUAAGAUAAAAUACCAAUACCACCAAGACUUUGCAAACCGAUUGUUACGCUGUCAAAAAUGCCGAAGAGCCUUUGUUGCUCAUGAUUUGGGUAUUCAAUUUCAGGUGCAUCCAGAAUCUGUCAGGAAUCAAUUUCCGAAUCGAAAAGAGCCUCCAAGUCAGGGUGCUUCUGAUGUAGCCUCACAAAGUAAUGGUGGAACUGGAAACCCAUCCUCCACCAAAUAUCAAAAUGGAAAUGCAGCCUCAAAUCCAUUGUCAAAGACGGGAUUUUCUGAUGAUGUCAGUAUGGAUUCUAACAGUGAAAAGAAAGAUAUUGGGCAUGGGGUUGGAAUGUCCAAGUCUGGUCCAGUGAAGUCCAAGGAUUCAGAAAUUUCAAGAAAUAAGAACAAAAAAAGAGGAAGGAACUCCAUUUUUGAAUCCAGUGAAAGCUGCAAGACUGGAAACAGAGCUACAUCUGAUUCUGAACAUGUUAUUAUUCAAGAGAAGAGGUGGAAGGACAGCCAAUUUUCCAGUGGGGCAUCUAAGACUGAUGGCUCAACUGAUUCUGCCACUACUGCUUCUGUGGGUGGACAUAAGAAUGAGGCAGAACAAAACGUGACUGCUCCUUUAGAAGAAUGUUCGCCCAGCAAAAGAAGCAAACCUGGUGAAUUUGAGAAAAAUGUCAAGGAAGCAGCUAUGCCAGAUAAUGAUGACGGUAAGUUGAAUGCUGAUGUUGGUCCUGGACCAAGUUCAAAUGUCGCAUCCAUGCCAGCGAGCGUUGAGGUUCCUGAUCCUGAAUUUAAUAAAUUUGGGCUUGGCGAGGAUAUGUUGGAAAAUGUUUUUAGUGCUAAUCAGACAUGGGCUCUUUAUGAUCCAGUAGAUGGCAUGCCAAGAUUCUAUGCUCGUGUCAAAAAGGUAUUCACACCUGGAUUUAAGGUGAGAUUCACCUGGCUGGAGUCCAAUCCAGAUGACCAAGGUGAGAUUGCUUGGUGUAACAAGGAGUUGCCAGUUGCUUGUGGUAAGUACACACUUGGUCACACUCAAGAAGUUACAGAUCAUCUUAUGUUUUCUCAUCAGAUGCACUGCAUAAAAGGCAGUGGCAGAAGCUCUUUUUUUGUAUAUCCUAGGAAGGGAGAAACCUGGGCCCUGUACCAGAAUUGGGAUAUUGGAUGGAGUUCUGAGCCUGAAAAGCAUGUGCCAUACAAAUUUGAAUUUGUGGAAGUCGUGUCAGAUUUUGAUGAAAAUAAUGGUGUUGGAGUUGCUUAUCUAGGCAAAGUAAAAGGAUUUGUCAGUCUGUUUCAGCGAAGUGAGCAGCAUGGGGUUAUCUUGUUGCAAGUACCACGUAAUGAGCUAUAUAGAUUUUCUCAUCGAAUUCCGUCGUUCAAGAUGACUGGUGAUGAAAGAGAUGGUGUUCCGAAAGAAUCCUUUGAGUUUGACCCUGCUUCUUUGCCCACCAAUCUUGAUGAUUUCAUUGACUUGAAAAAGGGUAACAGAGCCAUGAAUACUGAACCUAAUGGUUUGUCCCGUGAGUUCCUAGAAAGUGAAGGCAAACCUGUUAUGGGUUCUGGGAGAGUAUGCGCAGCUGAGAAACAGGAGAAUUCUGAAAGAGAGACUUCAAUGCGUAGAUCUCCAAGAAAGGCAAAUAGCCAGUCUGCUAGUUCUGUUAAACUAGAAGCGACUCGAUGUGACCUUACUCAACCCACAGGAAGUGCUUCUGCAUGUCAGUCUGAUGAAAUUAUCAAAACACCAAAGAAACAUCUGAAAAAUGAUUCUGAUAGAGAGACUUUCAGGCUUAGAAGAUCACCAAGGGAUUUAAGUAAGAACAGUACCAGAGCAAAUGUAACUAUGAAGCGCCCAGAUUCCACCAACGAUGAAAGCCAUCCCAACUUCACUCCGUCCAAAAUAAACUCUACUUCUAGUCAGUCAGAUGACAGAAUGCAUUCAAGUGUGAAGGAUCUUCCUUCUGUCGGUUCCAUGAAAAGCCCUGUUACCCCUCCAUCUUCAUCUCCUGCCUGUAGAUUAUCGCAGACUCAGUUCUAUGACUUCGAUGGGCAAAAAUCUGAGGAGAAAUUUCAGCUUGGUCAAAUAUGGGCAUUGUAUAGUGAGAGGAGUGGGAUGCCUAAGACUUACGCUCAACUUAAGAGGAUUGAGUCUAAGCCAAAUUUUCAAUUGCAUAUUGCACUGCUUGAACCUUGCUUGGAACCGGAAGGCAUGAGUGAACCAGUUUGUUGUGGGACAUUUAAAGUCAAAGGUGGUCAAACCAAGGUCUUCCCGCGCACCUCAUUUUCUCAUUGUCUGAAAGCCAAACCUGUUGGUAAGAAGAAUUUUGAAAUAAAUCCCAGGAAAGGUGAAGUUUGGGCACUAUACAAGAACCACAACCCUGAGUUGGCCUAUCCUAACCUGGGGAAGGGUGAAAGUGAGAUAGUAGAAGUCCUGGAAGAUAAUGACCAGAGCACAAAGGUUGUAGUUCUGGCAAAGCUUAAUGGAUAUAAAUCAGUAUAUAGGGCUCCGAGAAUCCACAGAUUGAAAACUGGUGUGAUUGACAUACCACGGGCGGAGAUUGGUAGAUUCUCUCACCAAAUUCCGGCUUUUCAGCAUACCAUGGAGAGUGACAGUCGACUUGCAGGCUAUUGGGAGCUUGAUCCGUUAUCAAUUCCUGGUAUUACGACCAUUUUAAAUUAG
Molecule: messenger RNA, 3234 nt
Organism: Prunus armeniaca (apricot)
Lineage: Eukaryota; Viridiplantae; Streptophyta; Magnoliopsida; Rosales; Rosaceae
Source: the annotation of a GenBank genome assembly